Molecule: messenger RNA, 3173 nt
Organism: Condylura cristata (star-nosed mole)
Lineage: Eukaryota; Metazoa; Chordata; Mammalia; Eulipotyphla; Talpidae
Gene: GNE
Product: glucosamine (UDP-N-acetyl)-2-epimerase/N-acetylmannosamine kinase
Exons: 12
Coding region: 67-2235 (722 amino acids)
Biological process (GO): UDP-N-acetylglucosamine metabolic process
Molecular function (GO): N-acylmannosamine kinase activity; UDP-N-acetylglucosamine 2-epimerase activity; hydrolase activity, hydrolyzing O-glycosyl compounds
Source: RefSeq, a predicted model, not a curated record
GAGUCAGGCUUUCAAGGACCUCACGAACUCUAUUUUAAGAACCUCUCAAAACAAAAAAAGCAAGUCAUGGAGAAGAAUGGGAAUAACCGAAAACUUCGAGUUUGUGUUGCAACUUGCAAUCGUGCCGAUUAUUCAAAACUUGCCCCAAUCAUGUUUGGCAUUAAAACGGAGCCUGAGUUCUUUGAACUUGAUGUGGUGGUACUUGGCUCUCACCUGAUAGAUGACUAUGGAAACACAUAUCGCAUGAUUGAACAAGAUGACUUUGACAUUAAUACCAGGCUACACACAAUUGUUAGAGGGGAAGAUGAGGCAGCCAUGGUGGAGUCAGUGGGCCUGGCCCUAGUGAAGUUACCAGAUGUCCUCAAUCGCCUAAAGCCUGAUAUAAUGAUUGUUCACGGAGACAGGUUUGAUGCCCUGGCUCUGGCUACAUCUGCUGCAUUAAUGAACAUCCGAAUCCUUCACAUUGAAGGUGGGGAAGUCAGUGGGACCAUUGAUGACUCUAUCAGACACGCCAUCACAAAACUGGCUCAUUAUCAUGUGUGCUGCACUCGAAGUGCAGAACAACACCUAAUAUCCAUGUGUGAGGACCAUGAUCGCAUCCUUUUGGCAGGCUGCCCUUCCUAUGAUAAACUUCUCUCUGCUAAGAACAAAGACUACAUGAGCAUCAUUCGCAUGUGGUUAGGUGAUGAUGCAAAAUCUAAAGAUUACAUUGUUGCGCUACAGCACCCUGUGACCACUGACAUCAAGCAUUCCAUAAAAAUGUUUGAACUAACAUUGGAUGCACUUAUCUCAUUUAACAAGCGGACUCUAAUUCUGUUUCCAAAUAUUGAUGCAGGAAGCAAAGAGAUGGUUCGAGUGAUGCGGAAAAAGGGCAUUGAGCAUCAUCCCAAUUUUCGUGCAGUUAAGCAUGUCCCAUUUGACCAGUUUAUACAGUUGGUUGCCCAUGCUGGUUGUAUGAUUGGGAACAGCAGCUGUGGGGUACGUGAGGUUGGUGCUUUUGGAACACCUGUGAUCAACCUAGGAACACGUCAGAUUGGAAGAGAAACAGGGGAGAAUGUUCUUCAUGUCCGGGACGCUGACACUAAAGACAAAAUAUUGCAAGCGCUACAACUUCAGUUUGGUAAACAAUAUCCUUGUUCAAAGAUAUAUGGGGAUGGAAAUGCUGUUCCAAGAAUUUUGAAAUUUCUCAAAUCUAUUGAUCUUCAAGAGCCAUUACAAAAGAAAUUCUGCUUUCCUCCUGUGAAGGAUAAUAUUUCUCAAGAUAUUGACCACAUUCUUGAAACUUUGAGUGCCUUGGCUGUUGAUCUCGGCGGGACGAACCUCCGAGUUGCAAUAGUCAGCAUGAAGGGUGAAAUAGUUAAGAAGUAUACUCAGUUCAAUCCUAAAACCUAUGAAGAAAGGAUUAAUUUGAUCCUACAGAUGUGUGUAGAAGCUGCAGCAGAAGCUGUAAAACUGAACUGCAGAAUUUUGGGUGUAGGCAUUUCCACUGGUGGUCGUGUGAAUCCUCGAGAAGGAAUUGUGCUACAUUCAACCAAGCUGAUUCAAGAGUGGAACUCUGUGGACCUCAGAACUCCCCUCUCUGACACUUUGCAUCUCCCUGUGUGGGUAGACAAUGAUGGCAAUUGUGCUGCCCUGGCAGAAAGGAAAUUUGGCCAAGGAAAGGGUCUGGAAAACUUUGUGACACUGAUCACAGGCACAGGAAUUGGCGGUGGGAUCAUCCAUCAGCACGAACUGAUCCAUGGGAGUUCUUUCUGUGCAGCAGAACUUGGCCACCUUGUUGUGUCCCUGGAUGGCCCUGACUGUUCCUGUGGAAGCCAUGGCUGUAUUGAAGCCUAUGCCUCUGGAAUGGCCUUGCAGAGAGAAGCAAAAAAGCUACAUGAUGAAGACCUGCUCUUGGUGGAAGGGAUGUCAGUGCCAAAAGAUGAAGCGGUGGGUGCGCUCCAUCUCAUCCAAGCAGCAAAACUUGGCAACGUGAAGGCCCAGAGCAUCUUGAGAACAGCUGGAACAGCCUUGGGUCUCGGGGUUGUGAACAUCCUCCAUACCAUGAAUCCUUCCCUUGUCAUCCUCUCUGGAGUCCUGGCCGGUCACUAUAUUCACAUCGUCAAGGAUGUCAUCCGCCAGCAAGCCCUCCCCUCUGUUCAGGAUGUAGACGUAGUGGCCUCGGAUUUGGUUGAUCCCGCCCUGCUCGGUGCUGCCAGUAUGGUUCUGGACUACACAACCCGCAGGAUCUACUAGGCCUCCCUAGAGUGGACAUGGACCAAGACUUGAGCACGCCUUCAUGGAUUCAGGUUCUUUUAGACGAGUUUUUCUUAAAAAGCAAAUUUGGUAUUUGGCAGGCAAUUUUGGCAGGGAAAUUUUUGCUUUUUGUUGCCUCUUCCAAAAUCGCCUUUCUCAAGCCCCAUUUUUUGUAGAUGCUGCUCGUUCUGGGGUUAUUUCAGCCCAUACUACCUAAGUACCAGUUUUCUGUGCCAAAAAUAGCUACAGCAACAGACCAGGAAGCCUUAGAGCACUGCUGACUAGAUGUACCUUCCUCAGCAUAUAAGGUUGACCUGGAGUGUGGGUUAAUAUUCCAUCCUUCUCUGACCCUAAAUAGACUGCAGAAAGGGAUCCAGUCAGGGAGCAGGAAUCUCACCAUGAAAGGCUCAAGUUUUUUUUUAAAACAACUUUAUUGAGAUGUUUUAACAGCAUACAAUUUGAUAACCUUUGACAUAUGUAUAUACCUGUGAAACCAUUAGCACAAUCAAGAAACUGGACAUCAGUAACCCCCAAAUGUUAUUUGUUGAAAUGUUAUUUUAUUACUAUUAUUAGCAGAACCUGUGAAUAAAGUUAGAAUUGGGAUCAGAAUUACUGUGGCUUUAAUGAUCUUGUCCUUAUCACUUAUGGACAGCAAAAGGCUACUAGGACUUAGUCUCUGAAAGGUGAUCACUUGUCUCAAAAGGAUCUUUGCUGCUGAAAAGCAAGUAUCUCUCCCUUCAACAGCAUUUCUUACUAUGUGGCAUUAUGACUCUGAAGUAUCAACUAAAGCAGUGUGUGUUCAUGUGACUGGAUCCUGGCUAAAUAAGUGUGCUUUUACAUAUAUCAAGGUAGUGUCUGGGCCUUCCCAGUGGCCUAGGAGUUAAAACUCAAUGCUAUCACCUAUCACCACUGCAGCCUGCGUUCAGUUUGAUCCCAAG